This is a messenger RNA of Penicillium maclennaniae, 1986 nucleotides long. Its product is annotated as anion exchange family protein. Bases 1 to 1986 code for a protein of 661 amino acids. Gene Ontology annotation, molecular function: borate efflux transmembrane transporter activity; solute:inorganic anion antiporter activity. Lineage: Eukaryota; Fungi; Ascomycota; Eurotiomycetes; Eurotiales; Aspergillaceae. The record is from RefSeq and is a predicted model, not a curated record. The transcript is spliced from 5 exons. Gene Ontology annotation, biological process: borate transport; monoatomic anion transport; monoatomic ion homeostasis. Gene Ontology annotation, cellular component: fungal-type vacuole; plasma membrane.
AUGCAGGGAUCAUCUCACGGGGACUUUGCCCUCCCCUCGGGUCCCAAUAUGCACGCUUCCGCCUCAUCUUUGCAGCGAAGACCUUCUUGGCAGUCCCAGCGCAUAUCGUCUAUCCGCUCGGGCAAAUCUCAUGCUUCGCGGCUCUCGAAUUCAUCCGCAACGCAACAAGGACCUGUGCAAGAGGAUAUGCAUCGCCCGGCGACGGCGACUUCUGCUCAGUCCUCGCAGCCAAAAUGGUGGCGCGUUCGGUUGUUCCGUGGAAUGAUCAAUGAUGUCAAGCGAAGAGCUCCCUAUUACUGGAGUGAUUGGACUGAUGCGUGGGAUUAUCGCAUUGUGCCGGCGACUGUAUACAUGUAUUUUGCUAAUAUCUUACCUGCCCUUGCCUUCUCUCUAGACAUGUUUGAGAAGACAAACCAAAGUUUCGGUGUCAAUGAGGUCCUGCUUGCCUCUGUUCUAGGAGCCGUUGUAUUUGCUCUCCUCGCUGCUCAACCUUUGGUCAUCGUGGGUGUUACCGGCCCUAUCACUGUGUUCAAUUACACAGUCUAUGAUAUUGUAACUCCUCGAGGUACUCCAUACCUUCCAUUCAUGUGCUGGAUUGGCAUUUGGUCAUUGAUUAUGCAUUGGAUUCUGGCAAUUACAAAUGCUUGCAAUGGACUUAAAUACGUGACUCGCUUCUCGUGUGAUAUCUUCGGGUUUUACGUUGCCUGUAUCUACAUCCAGAAGGGUAUACAGGUCUUGACCCGUCAGUGGGGCUCCGUUGGCGAAACCUCCGCCUACCUGGCAAUCAUGGUAGCGCUUCUUGUCUUGAUGGCUGCAUGGAUUUGUGGCGAAUUGGGUAACAGCAACCUUUUCAGUCGAUACGUGCGGAAAUUCCUUGAAGACUAUGGCACGCCGCUGGUCAUCAUAUUUUUCACUGGCUUCGUCCAUAUCGGUCACAUGAAGGAUGUCAAUGUCGCCGUGCUUCCUACCAGCAAAGCAUUCUUCCCCACACUAGAUAGGUCGUGGCUGGUCCGUUUCUGGGACCUCGACGUUGGGGACAUCUUUUUGGCUAUUCCAUUUGCCCUUCUCCUGACUAUCCUGUUCUACUUUGAUCAUAAUGUCUCUUCUCUCAUUGCACAAGGGACAGAGUUUCCUCUCCGCAAGCCAGCCGGUUUCCACUGGGACCUUUGGCUCCUUGGUCUUACCACCUUCGUUGCUGGUUUGCUUGGAAUACCCUUCCCCAAUGGUCUCAUUCCGCAGGCGCCUUUCCACACUGCUGCCCUUUGCGUCACGCGCCAAGUAGCAGACGAAGACGAGUCCAACAAGGGCAAGGCCGUUCGCAUCACAGAUCACGUAGUGGAGCAGCGAGUCAGCAACUUUGCGCAGGGCCUCUUGACUCUCGGCACAAUGACCGGCCCCCUUCUCAUCGUCCUUCACCUGAUUCCGCAAGGCGUCAUGGCCGGCCUAUUCUUUAUCAUGGGUGUUCAAGCCCUUCAGGGUAAUGGUAUCACUCAAAAGCUCAUUUUCCUUGCUCAAGACAAGAACUUCACACCAGCCUCAAAUCCUCUUAAGCGACUCAAUCGCCGCGCUGCCAUCUGGGUAUUUGUCAUCAUCGAGCUCAUUGGUUUCGGUGCAACUUUUGCUAUAACCCAAACCAUCGCUGCCAUUGGUUUCCCUGUGAUCAUUCUUCUCUUGGUUCCCGUACGUUCUUUCCUCUUCCCUUUGUGGUUUACUCGCGAGGAAUUGGCUGCUCUGGACGCUCCAACAGCUAGUUCGUUUACUAUGGAGAGUGUUGGCGGCACGCAUGGGCUAGAUGAAGAGACAGAAGAGGCGACGACUAGCGCAACCGAUGGCCUUCCCAAUGGAGGCGAUGGUGUUUUGAGGGGCCGCCCAUCUUCUUCCUCGGAACCUGUGAUUGAGAAUAAUGACCUUGAGAGCGGCGACGCAUAUGAAAUGACGACUCGGUCGUCUAUGACGAGGAGAAACACAACGAGCCGGAUGGACUGA